Molecule: messenger RNA, 1108 nt
Organism: Anolis carolinensis (green anole)
Lineage: Eukaryota; Metazoa; Chordata; Lepidosauria; Squamata; Anolidae
Product: histone H1-like
Exons: 1
Coding region: 48-707 (219 amino acids)
Biological process (GO): nucleosome assembly; negative regulation of DNA recombination; chromosome condensation
Cellular component (GO): nucleosome; nucleus
Molecular function (GO): structural constituent of chromatin; double-stranded DNA binding; nucleosomal DNA binding
Source: RefSeq, a predicted model, not a curated record
CCGUGAUUCAUUCUCUUUGCAGGAGAAACUCAUCUAUUGUGACCGCCAUGUCCGAGACUGCUCCCGAGGCUCCGGCGGAGGCGGCUCCUGCGGCCCCCGCAGCGAAGAAGGCCAAGAAGGCGGCGCCGAAGGCCAAGAAGCCGCGCAAGGCCUCCUCGGGCCCGAGCGUGACGGAGCUGCUGACCGAGGCGGUGGCGGCGUCCAAGGAGCGCAGCGGGGUCUCGCUGGCCGCGCUCAAGAAGGCGCUCUCGGCCGCGGGCUACGACGUGGAGCGGAACAACAGCCGCCUCAAGCUGGGCCUCAAGAGUCUCGUGGCCAAGGGCACGCUGGUCCAGACCAAGGGCACCGGCGCCUCGGGCUCCUUCAAGCUCAACAAGAAGCCUCCCGGGGACAGCAAGGCGGCGGCCAAGAGGAAGGCGCCCGCCAAGAGGCCCAGCGCGGCCGCCAAGAGGCCGGCAGGGGGCGCCCGCAAGAGCCCCAAGAAGCCCAAGGCCGCCGCCGCCGCGCCCAGGAAGAAGAGCCCCAAGAAGACCAAGGCCGCGCCGCCCAGGAAGCCCAAGGCCGCCGCCAAGAAGCCCGCCAAGAGCCCCAAGAAGACCAAGGCCCCCAGCAAGCCCAAGCCGAAGGCCAAGAGCCCCAAAGCCAAGCCCAGGCCGGCCAAGAGCCCCAAGGCCAAGAAGACCAAGGCGGCGCCCAAGAGAAAGUGAGCACACACACACCCCGCCGCCACCCCAACGGCUCUUUUCAGAGCCACCCACACGCUCCACCCGAAAGAGCUGAGACACCCUCCAAGGGCCAUGCAGGGAGGCACCAUCAAAGCUCUCCCAGCAGAUGCCCAUACAGCCUCUUUGAAAAACCCCCAAAGCAGGGAGUUUCCACGCCCCUUUUCAGUGCAGCUCUUCUCCACUCAAAAGGCUGCCAUGGUUGAGAUAUAAACCGCCUCGAGUCCCCCCCCCCCCGCAAGGGUGCGAAAGGCAGUAUAUAAAUACAGUAGUCUCACUUAUCCAACCCUCGCUUAUCCAAACGUUCUGGAUUAUCCAAGACAUUUUUGUAGUCAAUGUUUUCAAUAUAUCGUGAUAUUUUGGUGCUAUAUUCAUAAAUACAGUAA